AGAAAAGCUGAUUAAUGGAGAAUCUAAUCUAUCUAGUCCAGAAAAAGGGUUGGAUAGUGAAAAGAAACAAUGUGCGAUUCAAAAGGUGAAUGCAGACCUUUGGGUUUUCUAAUAGGUCUUCCUUUUGCGUUUCUCUCUCUCCUCCUCUCAAUCGUUGGUGCAUUCUUCUGGAUUAUCGGAUUAUUGCUUUCAUGCAUAUGCCCCUGUUGCUUGUGUUUCACGAUAAUUGUUGAACUUGCUAUUGAAUUAAUCAAAGCUCCAUUGCAUGUCAUGACGUGGUUCACCUCUAUGAUCCCAUGCUGAUCCCUCUUUUCUUUGCUUUUUGACAAUUUUUGUUAUUCUUUUGUUUAAGAGUGAAUUAGGUUUUUAGGUUAUCACAGUCUGAAAAUAGGCGUUACUGACACUUAUAAUUAAGUUUAAUUUUGACACUUAUAAUUAAGUUUAAUUUUGUUAUAGAGUAAGUGUUGAUGUCGUAUUUCCGGUGUCAGUGCUUCGUUAUUAGUGCAUUGAUGAAUUCUAGUUGUAUAGAAUGAAAACAGAUUCAUGAUCCCUCUUAUUUUGCUUUUA
Lathyrus oleraceus (garden pea) is the source of this 567-nucleotide messenger RNA. RefSeq names its product signaling peptide TAXIMIN 1. The transcript has 2 exons. The record is from RefSeq and is a predicted model, not a curated record. NCBI's taxonomy places the organism in Eukaryota, Viridiplantae, Streptophyta, Magnoliopsida, Fabales, Fabaceae. Bases 70 to 303 code for a protein of 77 amino acids.